GGCCGCCGCCGGGGCCCCGCGCGGGCUCCGCCUGCCCCCGGUGCCGCGGCUGCUGCUGCCGGCGGGGCCCGACGGAGCGGGGGGCAGCGGCGGCAGGGGCCGGGCCGGGCCGGAGCGCGGUCGCCACGGUGACCGUGGCUAUGGCGGCCUCCCUGGUCCCUCACCGGGGCAACUGUUGCUACCCGCCUAGGCGGCGGGCGGGGCCGUCCGCAUAGGUCCCGCCCGUCAUUCCCUAUUGGCUCUCACUCUCCGCUGACGCAUGCUGGUUGGUUAAGCUACGCGUCGCUCCGCUCAAGCCCCGCCUCCCACUAGCUUCAUUGGUUGUUCUGUGCGUCUAUCAGCGCUUCCUGAGGGAGGUGUGCAGGGCGGGUCCGCGCGGGGAGCUGGCGCAAAGCUAUUGGCCAGCGGGGCUGCCGAUCGGUACGAGGGGUGAGCGUGCCGCGGGCAGCGAGGACUGCCGGGAGAUGUAGUCUCUGGCGGUGGAGGUGCCUCGUGUCGUCACGGAGGCGUGACGCCGUCUCUGGGCUGUUUUCGCGGCGUUCUUCCCUAACUGGCGCUACCGAGGGGUUUAAUUAAUUAGCGUUGUGACAGGGAGAACGAGCGGUUUAAUCGGGAAGUUCAGCCGUGGCGACUUUAGGACCCAGAGGCGCUGACUGUGCCUGCGGGCUUUCCUAAGGCCGCUAUCGGACCUUUAAACGGCUACAAUUAUUCUACAGAGUUAUGUCGGGUCUCGAUUUGCCGCAGCGUUCCCUCCGCCGGGCCUGGGCUGGCGCUCGGCGCUGCCUGCACACGACGGUCCCCGCCCGCUCCCCGCCCCUCAUCCCCAUCGUUGUGGAGCAGACGGGCCGGGGGGAACGAGCCUACGACAUCUACUCGCGGCUGCUGCGGGAGCGCAUCGUUUGUGUCAUGGGGCCGAUCGAUGACAGCCUGGCUAGCCUGGUGAUCGCCCAGCUGUUGUUCCUGCAGUCUGAGAGCAACAAGAAACCCAUCCACAUGUACAUCAACAGUCCCGGGGGCUCGGUGACCUCGGGGCUGGCCAUCUACGACACGAUGCAGUACGUGCUGACCCCGGUGUGCACGUGGUGCGUGGGGCAGGCAGCCAGCAUGGGCUCGCUGCUGCUGGCGGCCGGUGCGCCCGGUAUGCGCCACGCGCUGCCCAACGCCCGCAUCAUGGUGCACCAGCCCUCAGGGGGGGCCCGGGGCCAGGCCACUGACAUCGCCAUCCAGGCCGAGGAGAUCCUGAAGCUGAAGCGCCAGAUCAAUGGGCUCUACGCCAAACACACAGGGCAGCCACUGCCUGUCAUCGAAGCUGCCAUGGAGCGGGACCGGUACCUGAGCCCGGUGGAGGCACAGGAAUUUGGGCUCCUGGACCAGGUGCUGGUGCAUCCCCCGCCACGUGGUGAGGAUGAGCCUCGGCUGGUGCAGAAGGAGCCCCCCAACAGCCCCGCUGGGCCCCCCCAAGUCCCCCCGGCAUGCUGAGACCCCCCCCCCAGCAGUAUUGGGGCACACCUUGGGAGUGGGGGAGCUCUAGGACCCCCUCCCUCCUGCUGUACUCCUGUGUGGAAAUAAAGGGCUGUGGAACCCAAGCCAUCACCGGGUACCGGGAGACGGAGCAGGGCCUGCGGGAGGGCGCGGGGCGGGCGCUGCUGCUCCGGGUGACCCCCGCGUUCCCCCCUCGCCGCCCUCCCCGGCCCAGCGCCCACGUCCUCGACCUCCUGCCGG
Messenger RNA from Cinclus cinclus, 1722 nucleotides. It is a transcript of the gene CLPP, whose product is annotated as caseinolytic mitochondrial matrix peptidase proteolytic subunit. Gene Ontology annotation, biological process: protein quality control for misfolded or incompletely synthesized proteins. Gene Ontology annotation, cellular component: endopeptidase Clp complex. The transcript has 8 exons. Lineage: Eukaryota; Metazoa; Chordata; Aves; Passeriformes; Cinclidae. The record is from RefSeq and is a predicted model, not a curated record. Bases 721 to 1479 code for a protein of 252 amino acids. Gene Ontology annotation, molecular function: ATP-dependent peptidase activity; ATPase binding; serine-type endopeptidase activity.